UGGAUUAACCUGGAGAGAGGGACACUGACACUAAUAUCAGAAUAAAAAAUGAGCAUUGAGUGGGCUGAAGAUGACCGUCUGCCUCCUGGGGUAGUUCGAUUGGACUGUGAAGGACCAACAGAUGGUAAAACCUAUGUCAUGUACCAUGGCACAACAAGGGUGAAUGCUAACAGCAUCCUGGCCUCAGGAUUUCGCCAGUCUGAAAAGGGGAUGCUUGGUCGUGGCGUGUACCUCAGCAGAGACCUGCAGAAAGCAAGUGGCUAUCCCAUCGGUCACCCUGAGCAUGACAGAGUUGUCAUUAAGGUUAAGGUCAACGUGGGAAAAGUGAAGAUCAUUGAUCAUCAGAAUCACUCACUUCAGAAGACCUGGCAUGACCAUGGGUAUGACACUGCCUGGGUGCCACCAAAAUGUGGGAUGGUUUCAAGUGGCCGGGAAGAGAAUUGUGUCUGGGAUCCUAAGCGAAUCACAAUCCUUCAGACCAUCAAACCAAAAUCUGUCCAGAGCACUGGAUUUGUGGACUGUGAUGGACCAAAAGAUGGUAAAACCUACGUCAUGUACCACGGCACCACCAGAAGCAGUGCUCAAAUCAUCCUGAAAUCAGGUUUUAAACAGUCCUCAGGUGGGAUGCUCGGUCGGGGUGUCUACCUCAGCAGAGACCUGGAGAAAGCGAGUCGCUAUCCCAUCGAUCACCCUGAGCGUGACAGAGUUGUCAUUAAGGUUAAGGUCAGGGUGGGAAAGGUGAAGGCCAUUGAUUGUCAGAACCACCCACUUCAGAAGACCUGGCAUGACAAAGGAUACGACACCGCCUGGGUGCCGCCCAACUGUGGGAUGGUGAAGAGUGGCCUGGAGGAGAAUUGUGUCUGGGAUCCCGAAAGAAUCAAGAUCAUUGACACCAUUAAACCAAAACCUGUCCAGGGCGAUGGAGGUGGUGCCUGGGGCUACAGACACCAACAUCAGAGUCUGAAAAUGAAUUUCCAGUGGAUUGAAGAUGACGGUCUGCCUCCGGGGGUGGUUAGAGUGGACUGUGAAGGACCAAGAGACGGUAGAACCUAUGUCAUGUACCACGGCACCACCAGCAGCAAUGCUCAAAGCAUCCUGAAGUCGGGUUUUCAACAGUCCUCAGGUGGGAUGCUCGGUCCAGGUGUCUACCUCAGCAGAGACCUGGAGAAAGCGAGUCGCUAUCCCAUCGGUCACCCUGAGUAUGACAAGGUGGUCAUUAAGGUUAAGGUCAAUGUGGGAAGAGUGAAGGCCAUCAAUUAUCAGAAUCACCCACUUCAGAAGACCUGGCAUAAAGAAGGGUAUGACACCGCCUGGGUGCCGCCCAACUGUGGGAUGGUUUCAAGUGGCCUGGAGGAGGAUUGUGUCUGGGAUCCCAGAAGAAUCACUAUCAUUGGCACCAUUAAACCAAAACCUGUCCAGGGCUUUGGAAUUGGUGCCUCGGGCUACAGAAACAUGAGCUUCCAGUGGGCUGAAGAUGACUUUCUGCCUCCGGGGGUAUUUAGAGUGGACCGUGAAGGACCAAGAGAUGGUAAAAUCUACGUCAUGUACCACGGCACCACCAGCGCCAAUGCUCAAAGGAUCCUGAACUCAGGUUUUCGCCAGUCUUCGGACGGCAUGCUCGGUCGAGGCGUGUACCUCAGCAGAGACCUGCAGAAAGCGAGUCGCUAUCCCAUCGAUCACCCUGAGUAUGACAGAGUGGUCAUUAAGGUUAAGGUCAAGGUGGGAAGAGUGAUUGCCAUCAACCAUCAGAGACACCCAUAUCGGACAACCUGGCACGACCACGGGUACGACACCGCCUGGGUGCCGCCCAACUGUGGGAUGGUGAAGAGCGGCCUGGAGGAGAAUUGUGUCUGGGAUCCCGAAAGAAUCAAGAUCAUCCGCACCAUCGAACCGAUCCCAGUCCAGGGAUAUGGAGGUGGUGCAUGGGGCUACAAGUAAACUCCACGAGCUGCUGUUGAUUUAUUUUGUACGUUCAAAUGUAUUUUUUAUAUAUUUGGAUAAAAAAGUUACACACUGUUUUGUAACUGUGUCACUGUAACAAGCAGAAUA
Molecule: messenger RNA, 2049 nt
Organism: Archocentrus centrarchus (flier cichlid)
Lineage: Eukaryota; Metazoa; Chordata; Actinopteri; Cichliformes; Cichlidae
Exons: 5
Coding region: 49-1938 (629 amino acids)
Cellular component (GO): cytoplasm
Molecular function (GO): NAD+ poly-ADP-ribosyltransferase activity
Source: RefSeq, a predicted model, not a curated record